AUGUCCAAGACCACCGCCAGCAAGACAGUGGACGCAUUGGCUGACGUAUUUGCCCAGAAUGGGUUUCCUGACGUCCUUGUUACGGAUAACGGACCCCCGUUUACCAGCGAGGUUCUCGAAAACUAUCUGCGAGCAAAGGGAAUCCGUCAUCUCUUCGCUCCUCCAUACCAUCCAAAAUCGAAUGGCCUCGCAGAUAACUUUGUACGAACGUUCAAGACAGCCGUUCGUCGUUCUACUUCGGAGGGAGGAGAACGGGAUCGAGUGCGCGAUUUCGUCUUCAAAUAUCGCGUUACUCCUCAUGCAACGACAGGUCGUCCACCAUGUGAACUUCUAAAUCGCAGACACUAUCGAUCGGUGCUGGAUCUGGUGUGUCCGGACAAGGUUCAGGACUUCAGCACGUCGGAGUCCUCGCGAAAAGCACGUGCUAGACAGAAGAGGAACCACGACGUUCGAACUUGCGAUCGCAGCUUCGUAAUCGGCCAGAAAGUGUGGAUGCUCGACCCCAUCAAAAAAGGCCAUUGGAAAAUUGGUACGAUCGGCAACAAGCAGGGCUCCACAAUCUAUGUUGCGAAAGACGGGUUCGGCAAAGAACACCGGGUCCACAAGGAUCAUUUAAAGCGGCGGGAAUCAACGACUACGUGGCUCCCGCAUGUCCCACAACACGACAGAGAGCCAUUGCAGUCUCCAGGGAACAAUGCUUCUGAAGGCUUCCUUCUUGUGUUUCCUGAGACGACUGAACCUGAAGGAGACAGCGAACAGUGCCCGGUUCCAGCGACAGCAGACUUUGCAGUUCCUCUAGCAAACUCUGCUGUCCCUCUAAAGACUUUCGGAGCUCGAUAUCCAACGCGCACGCGUUGUAAACCGGAGCGCUACGGAUCCUCUUAA
Molecule: messenger RNA, 885 nt
Organism: Ornithodoros turicata
Lineage: Eukaryota; Metazoa; Arthropoda; Arachnida; Ixodida; Argasidae
Exons: 1
Coding region: 1-885 (294 amino acids)
Biological process (GO): DNA integration
Molecular function (GO): nucleic acid binding
Source: RefSeq, a predicted model, not a curated record